Daphnia pulex (common water flea) is the source of this 1157-nucleotide messenger RNA. Its product is annotated as peroxisomal membrane protein 11C-like. Gene Ontology annotation, cellular component: peroxisomal membrane. The transcript is spliced from 6 exons. Gene Ontology annotation, biological process: peroxisome fission. The record is from RefSeq and is a predicted model, not a curated record. NCBI's taxonomy places the organism in Eukaryota, Metazoa, Arthropoda, Branchiopoda, Diplostraca, Daphniidae. Bases 193 to 897 code for a protein of 234 amino acids.
CCUGAGCAGUUUUUAAAUGUCCGACUAGAUGACUCUGCAGUGUUACCUGAUGAUAAAUACAACAACCGCUGACGGACAACAAAUCAGCAAAUCUGUAACCUUUGAACACAGGCUCCUAGAUGUUGCUGAGCGUGCAAGACGUCUAAAAAAUUCCAUUUCGUCAGUCGUCAACAACAGUUCCAUGCCGACAGAAUGGAUGGGCUUUCUUUACAAAUUGCUUUGCGGAAAUGGUGCGAACUUUUGGAUGCCCAUGCAGGAAGGGACAAAAUCUUGAGGAUAACUGGAUUCAUCUGCACUUUGCUGUCAGACCUUCCUGGGACUAGAAACACUCCACUGGCCAAGAAGUUCCUCACAGUAGGCAGGCAGAUAAGUAACAGUCGGACAAUCAACAGGCUCUUUGAUGAUCUGCCAAUGCUCAAUCGUACACUAAGUUAUGGGAUUGGUUCCAGUGAAAAAGACCAAAUCAUCCGAAUCUCCAAUCUUAUAUCAAAUGUCAUCAACACUUGUUACUAUCCACUCGAGCAUUUGGCAUGGUUCGGAGAUCAACAACUUUUAGCAGUUGAAAGUAAAACUUUCUGGAGAGGUGUUUCCUACUGUUGGGCAUCAACUAUGUACCUGGCCAUUGUGAGGACUGUAAGAACCAUAUCCAUGCUAAUACAGCACAGGCGGCACACUUUGCAUUCUGGGAAUCCAUCGGACAGUGAUAUCAUGAAAUUUCGUCGCGGGAUGCUGCAGGAAUUAUUGUCACUCAUACAACAGAUGUCUGAUAUGGGCAUUGCAGUCAAUUCCAUCCCAGGGUUCUUGUGGGGAGGCAAGCUUAAGCCUCGACACAUUGGCAUCCUCGGGAUCGUGUCGACCUUCAUUUCAUUAGCCAAACUACUUCGUUUAGUGCCUUAAAUUUGUGCAGUUUUAGUUUUGGGGCUCGUGUUGUUUUUGCGUCGCGAAACGCGGUUAGACUACGUACGAAUAGCACGGUGGACCUUAUUCCCAACGUUGUUAAGAGGAUAUUAAACAAUUUAACUUCGAACUUCCUUCGAUACUUUAUUAGUGGAGAGAAAUGCAAACUAUUUUGCAAUAUUGUUUCAUGUGAUAUGCUAGGGUAAUUCUAUCAUAUGGUGACGUUUUUUGCAAUCAAAAUACAACUAGUUAAAUUUGGA